Messenger RNA from Leishmania braziliensis MHOM/BR/75/M2904, 1641 nucleotides. RefSeq lists its product as hypothetical. The transcript has a single exon. Lineage: Eukaryota; Euglenozoa; Kinetoplastea; Trypanosomatida; Trypanosomatidae. The record is from RefSeq and is a predicted model, not a curated record. Bases 1 to 1641 code for a protein of 546 amino acids.
AUGACGCACAAGGGCGACGACGACGACGCUACAACCACCGUCAGCACAACGGGUGUUGUGAUGCUGUCGUGUGCGUGCCGCGCCUCGCCCGUUACUCUCCUCCCCACCCCUCCCCUCCUUUUCUUCUCCCGUUCGCUGCCUCCUUCGCUUUGCCGCCAUCACACGUGGAGAACUCACGCAGUUUGGCACGCCACACACGCCCCCCUCCCCACAACGAAGCGCCCUGACUCCACCCCUCCCUCUCCCCUCCGCAGCUCUCUCUCUCUCCUUAGGAAAGCACAGAGAGACGACAUGGCCGCUCCGGUAUCCUCUGCGGCACCACCUUCAGUGGUGCAGCUACCAGUGCUUGCCAGUACGGGUGCCAAGCGUCGAUCACGUGCCGCCGCGAUGUCGGGGCCCAAGCCGGCCAUCAAGCCCGCCGCCGUGUCCCCAUCGUCGUCAUCUUCCCCACCCCUUCACGUCUUCGCUGACCUCCCUGACCAGUUGCUCUGCUCCCCGGACAAUUCUGUGUGGGUGUACGGGCAGCAGGCCCUCUCCUUCUUCUCCUCCGAGGCCGCGGCGCAGGCAAAGCUGGAGAGGAAGGUGCAAUGUAUGAUGCGAGAGGCGCAGCGGCACUACACCAUCAGCUGCGCCUUCUUCAACUCGCUGACGAGCGAAGAGCAGAUGGCAGAGGUCCUACGCGUGAGCGGUGGUGGCGGGCUGCUGCCACUGCCCCCGGCCAUGUCCGCUGCGGCGAUGGUGACUGGAACACCCGCCAAGCGCGACCACAGAAGGAGUGGGGACGGAUCUACGCCAGUGAAGUGCUGCCGGCAACGUCUGGCCGGUGUACACCGCGCGUUGCGAGACGCGUGGCCGACGUGGGGCGAGCCUGACAUGAACGGCGUCGCCAGCAGCCUUGUCUCACGCGAGGUGGGGGACGCCGAUGAUGAUGGGUCAUGGCAGAACUGCUACUCGCCCGGACUCCGAGUGAACCUCGUCCUCGAUAUAGUCGCAUCUCGCAAAACUCUCGGCACUGCGCCCCUGCGCAGCCGGCCCUACCGCCUCGCAGAGCACCUGUAUCGUCUCAUCAUGCAGUCUGCGACCACGCAGCCAAGAUCACGUUCUCCAAUGUUGCCCAGCAACGAUGUACCCUAUACGACUCCUACUACUGCUCGAGCCACACCCUCGACUACCAACGGGGCCAAGGCCACAACGAUAGCAGCAGCACGAGCGCGCAGCGACAUUGCGCCGCACGUGCGCUCGCUCAUCAUCGGCAUCAGCGACGCGGCCACAACUCUUGUCGGGCUUCACGUUGUGUGUCCGUAUCGCCACCUGUCGUCCCCGACGCCAACGCUCACGCGACUUCGUCGCGCGGUGGAGGCGGCAGCGGAUCAGCAACGAGCCCGCGCCCUCUCCACUACCGCCACCACCACCACAAGUGGUCUCGAUACACACGGGCAGGGAGCAUCAGCAGCCGUGAUAGCGGAGCCCGCCGCCUCCGCCCCGCUUUGCUGCGUAGUUGCCAGCCAACUGGCGCGCCACCGCCGCGUCGAUGCGUUGCUUCCGGCGCCGUACGUACGAGUGCCGCCGCAGUCUCUGGAGCUGAUCGAUCAGACUCGGCUUAUUCUCUGCACACCGAGAAAGUUGCUAGACGGCUGCUGA